Messenger RNA from Aspergillus alliaceus, 636 nucleotides. RefSeq lists its product as uncharacterized. The record is from RefSeq and is a predicted model, not a curated record. The transcript has a single exon. The coding region runs from base 1 to 636 and encodes 211 amino acids. NCBI's taxonomy places the organism in Eukaryota, Fungi, Ascomycota, Eurotiomycetes, Eurotiales, Aspergillaceae.
AUGUUUCUGAAUGGGCUACCCUUCACUCUUAUCGCGGGCUCAAAUAGCAAAUCUACCGUCAUUGCCGGUCAGGACAGCCUACGUCGCAAAACGGGCCGUACUUCAGAAGACGGUGCCAGCACGACAUUGUAUCUUCCUAGGUCCGGUGCGGACUUUAUCGGAUGGCGCAAUGGCAUUGUUGAAGAUUACUCUAAGUGCCAUUUCACCUUCUCCCGGGACAAACUAGCGCCAGAGAGAGGCGCCUCUCUCCAAUUGGAGUGUUUCCUUUUUGCAUUAAACCUUUUGUGGCUGGACUACGAUGCGGGUAAUGGUAUCGUACUGAACCAGAUUGACAUGGUUUUUAUGCAAGAGUAUGCAGGUCUCGACACGAAGUUUGGAACUGUUAUUGAUUUGGAUGAAGACGAUCCUUCCUUUCCACGAGGCAAGACAUUGCAAAUGUUGGCCCAGGAAGGAAAGCUCUUCCUGGUACAUUUAUAUGCAACUUUGUACUUGCGAGCCAUGAUUGUGGCUAGACUGGGGAAUAAAAGCCCGACCUAUUGCCGGCUGGGAGCAUUUGAAGUUGCCCUUGGCCUGCAGAGUUUUCCACUAGGUGAAGAGUGGCAGAUUUCAAAGGAACGAGGGUGGAAUGCUAAUUAG